Messenger RNA from Daldinia caldariorum, 1013 nucleotides. RefSeq names its product S1/P1 nuclease. Gene Ontology annotation, molecular function: endonuclease activity; nucleic acid binding. Lineage: Eukaryota; Fungi; Ascomycota; Sordariomycetes; Xylariales; Hypoxylaceae. The coding region runs from base 89 to 991 and encodes 300 amino acids. The record is from RefSeq and is a predicted model, not a curated record. Gene Ontology annotation, biological process: DNA catabolic process. The transcript is spliced from 3 exons.
AGAACAGGUCUAUUUCUUUUUUUCUUCAGUAUUCGAAUUAGAGACUAGAGAAGUACCUAACAAAAAAAUACGAGCGAACUCAUUUACCAUGAAGCUAGCUCAAAAAUCUAUCGCCUUGAGCACACUCUUACUGCCAGGUGCGCUGGCAUGGGGAAGUUUGGGACAUAUCACUGUGGCUUACAUAGCGACAAAUCUGGUCAAAGAUGAUACCACUGCAUUCUUCCAGCACAUCUUACAAAAUGACACCGAGCAUUACCUCGCUGGGGUAGCUACCUGGGCAGAUAGCAUCAGGUACACAAAAUGGGGGAGAUUCUCAAAGAAUUUCCAUUUCAUCGAUGCGAAAGACACCCCGCCCACGUAUUGCGGCGUAGACUUCGAGAGGGAUUGCAAAGAAGAUGGCUGCGUCGUGAGCUCCAUCCAAAACUACACGUCUCAGCUGCUUGAUACCAAGCUGUGGCCGUCGCGCAGGAACCAAGCUGCUAAAUUUGUUGUUCAUUUUGUCGGUGAUAUCCACCAGCCUCUACACGUGGAAAAUGUCGCGUAUGGCGGCAACGGUAUCCACGUCAAAUGGGAGUCGUCCGAAUUGAAUCUACACCACGUUUGGGAUACAAGCAUCGCGGAAAAGAUGCUGGGAGGCAUUCACAGGAAGCCUUAUGUGGCUGGGUUAGCAUGGGCAGCCAACCUUACCCAGCAAAUUAAGUCUGGCAAGUAUGAGGCAGCCAGUAAAUCUUGGAACAACGGUCUUAGUUUCGACGACCCUAUACAGACCGCGAUGGGCUGGGCAAAUGAGUCUAAUGCCUUUGUUUGCUCCCACGUGCUUCCGGAAGGACCCAAAGCAAUUGUUGGCCAGGAGCUUGCCAACGAUUACUAUGAAAAGGCCGCCCCCGUAAUUGAACUUCAGGUGGCGAAGGCGGGAUACCGCCUUGCAACUUGGUUAGAUCUCAUUGCUGAGAAGGCUUCUGGAACGGUCGAACCUGUCGACGAGCUAUGAUGGGAGGCUUUCGGGAUGGCCU